CAGAAUGACACUGCUGCUGCUGCUGCUGCACAAUCAGUGAGAUAACUGGACCUCACUGUGCACACCGGUCUUCUGCUUUUCCUGCUACCUUUCUCAAAAGUCUGUACUUAUAAUAGGACACUGGAAUACUAGAAAUUGCAGCAUUUUAAAGGAGGUUGGACUUCGGGACAAAGAUGCUCCCCUCCGUUACCUCAGUGCUGCUGGUCACAGCACUGACCAGUGUCUGGGCCCAAGACCUUUAUGACGAGAGGAAAACAAACAAGAAAUCCAGGGUCAGACCUGUGGCUGCAAACCUUCAUGAUGGACAAGCCAUCCUCGAUGAGGACUGUGGCUUGGAGCUCUCCUUCCUGUUGGACAGCUCUGAAAGUGCCAAGGACAAUCAUGAGCAAGAAAAGCAGUUUUCUAUGAACGUGGUGGACAGACUCCAAGGUUUACGGCUGCAAACUGGCCGCACUUUGAGCUUGAGGGUGGCAUUGCUGCAGUACAGCAGUCACGUUAUCACAGAGCAGACCUUCAGAGAAUGGAGGGGCACAGAGAACUUCAAGACAAGAAUAACUCCCAUCAUCUACAUCGGGCAUGGCACCUACACCACCUACGCCAUCACCAACAUGACCAGGAUCUACCUGGAGGAAUCCAGCCCUGGCAGCAUCAAAGUAGCCGUGCUGCUCACAGAUGGUAUUUCCCACCCGAGGAACCCUGACAUUUUCUCUGCUGUUGCUGAUGCAAAGAACCAGGGCAUCAAAUUCUUCACUUUGGGCAUCACCCGUGCAGCCAACGAGCCAGCCAACGUAGCCCAACUCCGUCUGCUUGCCAGCUCUCCGGCCUCACAGUUCCUCCAUAACUUACAGGACGAAGACAUUGUUGAAAAAAUCGUCACUGAGAUUACUGGUUUGGCUGAUGAAGGGUGCCCUCUGGCUCAGAGAUGCUCUUGUGAGAAAGGAGAGAGGGGGCCAAGUGGGUCUGCGGGGAAAAAAGGACGGCCUGGAGAUGACGGAGCCCCGGGGCUUAGAGGGCAAAAGGGUGAAGCAGGACUAAGUGGUCUACCCGGGCGAGAGGGUAGUGAGGGAAAACCAGGUUACAAAGGAGAGAAGGGUGAGAGGGGUGAGUGUGGCACUCCAGGAAUCAAAGGAGACAGGGGUCUUGAGGGAUCAGUUGGCGCAAGAGGCGUUAGAGGUCUACAGGGGUUGCCAGGACCACAUGGGGACGUUGGACCAGAGGGCACUCAGGGGAAGCAGGGUGAACGUGGCCCACCUGGACCUCCAGGAAUUCAAGGGGAAACUGGUAUUGGACUUCCAGGACCAAAAGGUGACAUGGGAUUCCAGGGUCGGGCUGGUCCUCCUGGUCCUCAUGGAGUGGGUGAACCCGGCCCUCCUGGACCUCAAGGACCACAAGGUGUUCAAGGGGAUAAAGGACCGCAAGGCGAAGGCUUUCCUGGACCAAAGGGGGAUCGGGGGCUUGCUGGACCGAGGGGGCCAAGAGGACAGCAGGGUGUAGGAAUCAAAGGAGAAAGGGGUGAAUUGGGGCCUCCAGGUCUUCCAGGGCCAACUGGACCGAUAGGAGUGGGCAUACAGGGAGAGAAGGGAGUCGAGGGUCCAAGAGGUCCACCAGGAAGCAGAGGAAUUCCAGGAGAGGGUUUACCUGGACCUAAGGGAGACCAAGGAUUACCAGGAGAGCAGGGAGGUCCAGGAGAGAGAGGCAUUGGUGAACCUGGUUCAAAGGGAGAGCCUGGAGCAUCUGGUGUGAGUGGCCUGCAUGGUCUCCCAGGAGAGGAUGGAGCUCCAGGGCAGAAGGGUGAGCCUGGUUUACCUGGUUCAAGAGGCCCUGAGGGAGCACAAGGAAUUGGCACUCAAGGGGAGAAGGGUGACCAGGGUCUGAGGGGCAUUCGUGGAUUACAUGGGCCUCCUGGGAUUGCAGGACCCUCUGGGCCAAAGGGUGAACGUGGAAUACCAGGCAAUCAGGGCAUGCCAGGGCAGCCAGGACGGUCCAUAUCAGGUCCAAAGGGUGAUUUAGGCCCUGCUGGUCCUCCUGGUCAUAUUGGGGAAACAGGCCACGGAUUACCCGGUCCAAAGGGUGAUCGUGGUCAUCCAGGUCCAUCAGGUCCAGCUGGUCCAAAAGGCGAAGGCCUCGUCGGUCCUUUGGGUCCUCCAGGCCUGCCAGGCUUACCGGGCGAGCCGGGAUCAGAAGGAAUAGGAAUUCCUGGUCCUAAGGGUGACAUUGGCUUUAGAGGAUUGCCAGGUUUGCCCGGCCCACCUGGAGAGGGUACAAAAGGACCACCUGGUAAUAUUGGAAGGCCCGGACCUGCUGGUUCAAUUGGACCUCCAGGACAGGGUAUUCAAGGCCCAAAGGGUGAGCCAGGAUCUCAAGGUAUGACUGGGCCUAGAGGGCCUCAAGGAGAUGGAUUUCCAGGAGCUAAGGGUGAUCGUGGAUUACAGGGUGAGCGGGGCAUGAAAGGUACAAAAGGAGACUUGGGAGAUGCUGGAGUCCCCGGUGAAGCGGGGAGACCAGGAGCGAAAGGAGAACAAGGCCUCACGAGAGAAGACAUCAUUAAGCUGAUCAAAGAAAUCUGUGGAUGUGGCGUCAAGUGUAAAGAAAGGCCCAUGGAACUUGUGUUCGUCAUCGACAGCUCAGAGAGUGUCGGCCCUGAGAACUUUGAAAUCAUCAAGGACUUUGUCACCAGAUUGGUGGACCGGACCACAGUCGGACGCAACGCCACCAGAAUUGGACUGGUCCUGUACAGUCUGGAUGUCCAUUUGGAGUUCAACUUGGUUCGCUACAUGAACAAACAAGACGUCAAGCAGGCAAUCAGAAAAAUGCCUUACAUGGGCGAGGGCACCUACACUGGCACCGCCAUCAGAAAGGCGACUCAGGAGGCUUUCUUCAGCGCUCGGCCUGGAGUCAGAAAAGUAGCGAUCGUCAUCACAGACGGUCAAACUGACAAACGAGAGCCUGUCAAACUUGACAUAGCUGUGAGGGAAGCUCAUGCUGCAAACAUUGAGAUGUACGCCUUGGGGAUUGUCAAUUCCUCCGAUCCUACACAGGCCGAGUUCUUGCAAGAACUCAACCUCAUUGCUUCAGAUCCCGACAGUGAACACAUGUACCUCAUUGAUGACUUCAAUACUCUAACAGCACUGGAGUCUAAACUUGUCAGCCAGUUCUGUGAAGAUGAAAAUGGCGCCCUUAUUUACAACCGCGUCACAAAUGGACACUGGAAUGGCAACAAUGGGCAUGGGCAUGGCAACAACGGAAAUAAUGGGCACGGAGAGAAGACUGAUGGAUACAAUGGCAAUGGCAAUAAUGGUUAUGUUUUUGGAAACAAUGGAUAUUGGAACAACGGUCACAAUUUCCAAGAGGAGAUUGAAAAUCAGAGACGCACCAACAGCCGAGGCCGCGGAGACACUUUCACGCUGCCCAUCAGUGCUGAUCCUCUUCCUUUUCAGGUGGUGGAAGACGAUGAAGGUGAAGAUUUAGACUUACGAGUCCAUGCACGGGGCAGCAGUACUGUAGCUGUAGUAAACAAAUCAACAUCUUUAUCACCUGUGGCAGAAGCCUCCGUGUCCAAUGAAGCAGUCGUAACAUCUGCAUCGUCUUCUACAUCUUCAUCCUCAUCUGCAACAUCAACACUGGGCUCAGUUUCAUCUUUGAAUCAGUUGCAGCCCGUGGUGAGUCCCGUCCAGCCUCAAGUGGCCGUUCCACUUGAUCCCCGCUGUAACUUCAGCUUGAGCCAAGGCAGCUGCAGAAAUUAUAGCAUCCGCUGGUAUUAUGACAAGCAGGCCAAUGCCUGUGCGCAGUUUUGGUAUGGAGGCUGUGGUGGUAAUGACAACCGCUUCGAAACAGAAGAUGAAUGCAAGAAGACUUGUGUUUUAUUCAGAACAGCAGCGUAAUAAAGAAGAAGCCAUCAGAGAGAGGAUUUUACUUCCCUACGAUCUGCUGAUUUGUCAUUUUAAUGUGAUGCAUUCUGUCAUCUGUGUUCAGAAAAUUUCAUGCACUUUUCUAACACUGUGUCCUCACACAUUUUUCAGUGCUAAAAGGUCAUGAUCAAUUGAUUCAAAUCCUGAAAAACUGCUGAUAUGCUUCAAUGAAUUACUGACUGAUUUAAUAUGAUUAACUUCCACAAAAACAUAUUACCUCAAAGAAUUGCUUGGUUUGGCUGUCCUGGAUUUAAAAUGACAACUACAGAAAUAGAAGACUAACCUGUAGAUCAUUCCUAUACACUAUUCACUGAAUAUAUAGUAAGACAGCAAUAAUAAUUUGUUUACCUUGUGUAGAUAUGAUGAUGAAUUCUUCUGUGUGUGUGUCCUGUUUGUCAUCUAUUCGGGUUAUAACCGGCAGCUGUAGUAGAGAGCCAUUUCUGUCUGGGUACUACUUUCAGAGGUCUACUGCGAACGUCAUCUUGUGAUGAAGACUGAGGCUUUCUGUAAUCCAUCCAUUAAAGGCCUUUCUAUUUGGGCAAUGUGUGUGUAUCUGAAUAAAUGUUUUGUAUGUUUUUUAAUAAUAAAAUAUAAAAUAA
Molecule: messenger RNA, 4507 nt
Organism: Larimichthys crocea (large yellow croaker)
Lineage: Eukaryota; Metazoa; Chordata; Actinopteri; Sciaenidae
Gene: col28a2a
Product: collagen, type XXVIII, alpha 2a
Exons: 36
Coding region: 174-3881 (1235 amino acids)
Molecular function (GO): serine-type endopeptidase inhibitor activity
Source: RefSeq, a predicted model, not a curated record